GUGAGGGAUGCUCGCGGUCGCGGCCGAGGAGGGGAUUGGGCGGCCUCACUUCCGCCAGCCUGGUGCGCGUCCCGCCGGGCUGCUCCGCGAGGAUGAGGAAGGUGGUUUUGGUCACCGGGGCUAGCAGUGGGAUCGGCCUUGCCCUUUGCCAACGCCUGCUGACAGUGGACGAGGAGCUGCACCUGUGUUUGGCGUGCAGGAACAUGGCCAAAGCCGAAGCCGUCCGCAGCAGCCUGCUGGCCUCUCACCGCAGCGCCCAGGUCAGCAUUGUGCAAGUGGACGUUGCCAGCCUACCGUCGGUGCUCCGGGCCGCGGAGGAGCUCAAACAAAGAUUUCAGAGGUUGGACUACAUAUAUCUAAACGCGGGCAUCAUGCCAAAUCCACAGCUCAAUGUCAGGGCACUUCUCUCCGGCCUCUUUUCAAGAAGAGUGAUUCAUAUGUUCUCCACAGCUGAAGGACUGCUCACCCAGCAGGACACGCUCACUGCCGACGGGCUUCAGGAGGUGUUUGCGACCAAUGUCUUCGGCCACUUUGUCCUGAUUCGGGAGCUGGAACCUCUGCUCUGUCACAGUGAUGGUCCAUCGCGGCUCAUCUGGACAUCCUCGCGCAAUGCAAGGAAAUCCAAUUUUAGCCUUGAGGACAUCCAGCACAGCAAAGGCCGGGAACCUUACAGCUCUUCCAAAUAUGCCACUGACCUCCUGAAUGUGGCCCUGAACAGGCGCUACAACCAGCAGGGUCUGUAUUCUAGUGUGGUGUGCCCAGGUACGGUGUUGACCAAUAUGACAUAUGGAAUUCUACCUCCCUUCAUAUGGACGCUGCUGAUACCAAUCAUAUGGCUGCUUCGCUUUUUUGCAAAUGCUUUCACUUUGACGCCGUACAAUGGAUCGGAAGCACUGGUCUGGCUUUUCCAACAAAGACCCGAGUCUCUCAGUCCUCUGACAAAAUACAUGAGCGCGACCACCGGCUUGGGAAACAAUUACAUCAUCCACCAGAAGAUGGACGUAAAUGAAGACACUGCUGAAAAACUUUACCAAAGCUUACUAGAACUGGAAAGGCAGAUGAAAGUCUCCGUUCCAAAGGCAGAUGGCCGGAGCUGACAGUGAAGAGCUGGGCACCGCUGGCCUUCUGUGCACUGCAGGGCGUGUGGCUUUCCACUGAGCUGGAUGGUGUGCAUUGAUAGCGAACGCUGAGCUAGGCUGCUUCUUCCUUACAGAAUAACGUCAACGACUGUGGGAAUGCGUGUGUGUGUCUGUGUGUGUGUGUCUGAGUGUGCGCGCAUGCGCGCUGUAGAAAGAGAUGGGUGUAGUGAAAGUCUCUUGGCUGUUCUCCAGAGUAAGAGCACAUCACGGUUACCAGCAUCACCUUACAGGGCAUCUGUUUGUGCUGUUCUGUCAGCCGGGUCCCAAGUUCGGUUCCGAGGGAACUGAGUGAUUGUGACAUGGCAUGCACUGCAUUUCCUCUUGGCCUACCUCUGCCCAAAGCCCUGCUCAUUCACUGAGUGGCAGUCCUAGCCUUGUACCUUCAUGAACAAGUUUUUUCUUAGGUCUUUGCUAAAUUUCUUCCUUUGUCUGAUGCUUCCAGCAGUCCUAAACUUACUAGGAUCCUGACAGUUUCAAUGCAAAUGUCCAUGUGGUUAAUCACUGGAAAAAAGUUAUAUACACAUAUGAGCCAAUUGAAUUAUUUUAAGGAUAUCUUUAUUGAUGUUGGAGUAGUUUUUGCGAACUCUGUGCCUGACCUGCAACAUUAUCUGGAAAUCUGUUCAUUGUUGAUAAACUAAUUAUCAUGAUUAUCUUUUAGUUGAUGUAACCUUGCAGCAAAAUAUUUACUCACACUGUUUGAAGAAAUUUUUGAAUUGAGUAACAAUGGUGUCUACUCAUGUAAGAUGCACCAUCAUAGAGGAUAGUUAAUGGGAGUUCAUUUACAUGUGUUACGAUAAUGAGCAAAC
This is a messenger RNA of Ochotona curzoniae (black-lipped pika), 1945 nucleotides long. RefSeq names its product hydroxysteroid 17-beta dehydrogenase 7 (gene HSD17B7). Gene Ontology annotation, molecular function: 5-alpha-androstane-3-beta,17-beta-diol dehydrogenase (NADP+) activity; 3-beta-hydroxysteroid 3-dehydrogenase (NADP+) activity; estradiol 17-beta-dehydrogenase [NAD(P)+] activity. Bases 93 to 1097 code for a protein of 334 amino acids. Gene Ontology annotation, cellular component: endoplasmic reticulum membrane. The transcript has 9 exons. Lineage: Eukaryota; Metazoa; Chordata; Mammalia; Lagomorpha; Ochotonidae. The record is from RefSeq and is a predicted model, not a curated record. Gene Ontology annotation, biological process: cholesterol biosynthetic process.